AUGAUGCACAAGGGAAGGCCCACAAGUCAGCUAGCUAUUGUGAAACCCACAGUGGAAAAUGUUAUUUCAUACAAUCAGUACAGAAGGACUCAGCCGAUGGUAAAUGGAGUGCCGAUGAUGAAUGUUCCCAGUAGUGAUGCCAUCGUAUUGUUUGGAGGAGGUCGACACAUUUUACUCGGAUUGCUACAAUUUGGGAAAGAUGAUAAAAAGGUAGAAGAUGUCGAACUGUUCAUAUUGAGCACAGGAAUACUACUUUGGUUUAAUCAAUUGGGGAAUGGUCUAGAAAUACCAUUUGAAAGCGUGGUAUGCCAUGGAUCCAUUAAAGUAUCUGAUACUGCACCCGAGGGACACCGAUUAGAAUUACUCCUAACGUUGGAGAAGGAUAAAGUUUUAAAUCAGUUUUUCACUGGUGAAAGCCAGCCAUCAGAACCACAAGAGACUAUGACACCGGAUGGAUUAUCGCCCACAUUAUCGAGUGUUGAAUUAACUUUGAGGCCCAAAUACAGCAUGUAUGAUAGACAUUACAACCCUGACAUUGAAAAUUUAUUUACAUUUGAAAAUUUCGGUGUAAAUCGUGGCGAUGAUAUGGUUGAUAAGUGUAACGAAGCACUGGCCCUUUGUUUGGAAAUGUAUAAAGAUCCAAAUUACGAUGCUAAUGAAGAUGAAGGAGAUGAAAUAGAACAAGAUGAGGACGAUGCUGUCGGUGAUGAAAAUCAUGCAGAAGCCAUGUUUACGAGUAUUAAUGACACUUGGAAUAGAUAUGCAAAUUCAGGUCUUGCUGACGAUUUAGAAUGCUGA
Messenger RNA from Zygosaccharomyces rouxii, 798 nucleotides. RefSeq names its product Lot5p (gene LOT5). Lineage: Eukaryota; Fungi; Ascomycota; Saccharomycetes; Saccharomycetales; Saccharomycetaceae. The transcript has a single exon. The coding region runs from base 1 to 798 and encodes 265 amino acids. The record is from RefSeq and is a predicted model, not a curated record.